UACAGCUGUUGACAGCCGAUAUCGCUCAUAUGUGACGAACAUGGCGGAAUCCACGAAUAAUUUGGAAGAUGACCGACUCUCAUGUAAAAUCUUAAUUGUCGGUGCCGGUAUGGCCGGAUUGUCAGCGGCAACACAUUUGUUGAAGAACAGCGAGACGGAUUUUCUUAUUGUCGAGGCACGCGGACGUAUAGGUGGACGGGUUGUUGCCGCACAAAUUGGUAACGAAAAAGUUGAAUUAGGGGCAAACUGGAUUCAUGGUGUGUUAGGUAAUCCCAUAUUUGAGCUGGCGAUGGCAAAUGGUUUAAUAGACAUUGUACAUGUGCCGAAACCUCACAAAGUAGUGGCAGCACUGGAGGAUGGAAAACAAUUGCCAUUUCCUGUUUUACGAGAAAUUUAUGAGGCUUAUGUAUGCUUUUUGAGACGAUGCGAGGAAUAUUUUCUGAGUACAUAUAGUCCGCCUGAUGGUAUAACUAGUGUAGGGGCGCACAUCGCACUGGAAGCAGAGAUAUAUCUAUCGUCUUUGCCGCCAGAACAACGAAGAAUAAGACAAUUGAUUUUUAAUUGUCUACUUAAGAGAGAGACUUGCGUUACAGGCUGCGACAGCAUGGAUGAUGUAGAUCUUUUGGAAAUGGGCUCUUAUGAUGAGCUUCAAGGCGGCAAUAUCAGUCUUCCGAAUGGAUACAGCGCUAUAUUAGAACCAGUUUCGAAGCACAUACCAAAGAGUUGUAUUCUUACCAAGCAUGCGGUGACGAAGAUUAGGUGGCAGAAACAAAAGUGUUCCCAAGAUGGUGCAAAUCCUACGAUAAAAUCCGAUUCUAAAUCGAAUAAUCUUAUAGAAGUACAAUGUGAAAAUGGAAAGACGAUCACUGCGCAGCAUGUAAUAUGUACGUUACCGUUGGGCGUUUUAAAAAGGACAGCUCAGGAUUUGUUUGAACCGUCGUUACCUGCUCAUAAACUCGAUGCGAUAGACAGAUUGAUGUUCGGUACGGUGGAUAAGAUAUUUCUCGAAUACGAACGGCCUUUCCUGAAUCCCGGUGUAUCGGAAGUGAUGCUUCUUUGGGACGAUGAGCGGUUAUCUGAGGCGGAGAAGCGGGACAUCAGCAAGACUUGGUUUCGGAAGAUAUAUUCGUUCAUCAAGCUUUCGGACACGCUGCUGCUCGGUUGGAUAUCCGGUCGCGCGGCAGAGUAUAUGGAGAAACUGAGCACCACAGAAGUGGCAGACGUGUGUACGACAAUUCUCCGGCGAUUUCUCAACGAUCCCUUUGUGCCGGUUCCGAAGACCUGCUUGCGCACCACAUGGCAGGCACAGCCUUACACGCGAGGUUCUUACACCGCGAUGGCCGUCGGUGCGAGCCAGCUGGAUAUCAGGAGUUUGGCCGAGCCGCUAGUUCAAGAGAAGACAGAAGGCAAGACGGACGAAACUGCCAGAGUUUUGGUGGCAUUUGCCGGCGAACACACUCAUUCCUCAUUCUACAGCACGGUACACGGGGCGUACUUGACCGGUCGAACGGCAGCUGAAUUGCUACUCGGCAAGAAACAGAGCGAGAAGCAUACGUUGAGUCUUAGUUGCGAAGACACCAGCGAUCUCAGCUCAUGGAUACAAGGCAUUUCUUUGCAUUAAUGCACAAUUUUUUUUUUCUUUUU
Molecule: messenger RNA, 1644 nt
Organism: Linepithema humile (Argentine ant)
Lineage: Eukaryota; Metazoa; Arthropoda; Insecta; Hymenoptera; Formicidae
Product: spermine oxidase
Molecular function (GO): polyamine oxidase activity
Source: RefSeq, a predicted model, not a curated record